Leguminivora glycinivorella is the source of this 962-nucleotide messenger RNA. Its product is annotated as peptidoglycan-recognition protein LB-like. Bases 145 to 771 code for a protein of 208 amino acids. NCBI's taxonomy places the organism in Eukaryota, Metazoa, Arthropoda, Insecta, Lepidoptera, Tortricidae. The record is from RefSeq and is a predicted model, not a curated record. The transcript has 4 exons. Gene Ontology annotation, molecular function: N-acetylmuramoyl-L-alanine amidase activity; peptidoglycan binding; zinc ion binding. Gene Ontology annotation, biological process: innate immune response; peptidoglycan catabolic process.
UCACUCACUCAUUUCAUUCAUUCAUUUUUUUGCAAUCAGUACUAAUCUUCAUUUAGCUGUGUGUGGUAUCAUUCACUUCAACCUCCGUGGAAUUACCUAUAGUUAAAUAAUUAAUAUAUUAAUACCUACUGUGUUAAGAUAAACAUGGCGAUAUCGGGCGCGAGUUACUGUUUAUUGUUGACUGUGUUUUGUUAUGUGAAUGCUCAUCCUCUUACUGAUGAUGAACCGUACCCAUACUACACGCGAGAGGACUGGCUCGCGACCCCAGCCACGGACGUCGAGCCUCUCUCCACGCCAGUGCCAUACGUGGUCAUCCAUCACACAUACAUCCCUGGUGCCUGUAACACUACUGAACAAUGCUCCGCCUCCAUGAGGGGUAUGCAAGAGUACCACAAGAGCCUAGGCUGGGGCGACAUUGGAUACAACUUUGCAGUUGGGAGUGAUGGAGGUGCUUACGAAGGCAGAGGCUGGGACACCAUGGGCAUCCACGCCGGCAGGGCCAAUAGCCAUAGCCUUGGAAUCGUUCUCAUCGGCGAUUGGCGAGUAAACCUCCCGCCACCCACGCAGCUGGCCACGACAAAAGCCCUCAUAGCCAAAGGACUCAAAGACGGCGUCAUAAGCCCUCAGUACCGCCUAAUAGGGCACAGCCAAGUCAUGUCGACGGAGUGCCCAGGGGGAGCGCUGCUCGCCCACAUAGCUACGUGGGACCACUACUGGCCCGGCCAUGUGGAGUUUAAGCCAGCGACGACAAAUUCUACUUCCAAUUUGUAAGACGAGGGUGAUGAAUUGUGUUUAUAACAAAUAACAACUAGUCUUCAGUGUUAGUCAAGUUUAUAACUCCUUACCGCAUGAAUAAAAAAAAACCGGCCAAGAGCGUGUCAGGCCACGCUCUGGUGUAGGGUUCCGUAGUUUUCCGUAUUUUUCUCAAAAACUACUGAACCUAUCAGGUUCAAAACAAUUUU